Cololabis saira (Pacific saury) is the source of this 2765-nucleotide messenger RNA. RefSeq names its product cortexin-1. The coding region runs from base 1213 to 1593 and encodes 126 amino acids. The record is from RefSeq and is a predicted model, not a curated record. Lineage: Eukaryota; Metazoa; Chordata; Actinopteri; Beloniformes; Belonidae. The transcript has 2 exons.
GUCCUGUCUCAGCAUCAGACGCGGAGGUGCAGGAGGAGGCGGAGGAGAGCCGAGCGCAUCCCAAAGUUUCAGGCUGCAGAUGUUCGGACGCAGCGGACCUAUGAUGGACACCUGAACCAGGGGGAGACUGCUGACUCAUACUUAUCAGGGACAUCUAAUGACAACAAGUCUGCAGACGGCCCGUCUGAGGACUGCCAGGACAAAGCCAUUCUCCACUCAAAUGAAGCCACUUUUCAUUUGUGACUGACAACCCCCACGGUCUUCAUUGACAACCCCUCUCAAAUCUUUUCCUACCUCUUGUUGCUCCUCUUUUUGUCAAGAAAGAGAGAGACAGUCAUUGUGAGGGGCAAAACAGGGGAAGAAAUUGAUCUCAGCCGCUCACAAGCCUGACCCACUAGUCAAGCUCGAGCCGGCCAGUUGAAGCAAAUGCACUGCAUUUAGCAGGUAACAUCAGAAAAGGUCAUGCGCUGUUUUAUACCCAGGGCCAUAAAUCAACUGACCUCCAGAUCUAAUUAGCCUUGGACAAACACUCACACAUAUGCACAUGCGGCCGCACAUUCACCUGCAAGCUGGCCUCUGCAGAUGCUUUAAAUAGUGUUGUUUUUCUGACGCUUAUGUCUUCCUCUCACUCCAGUUGCACAGCACCCUAACUUACACUCAAACAGCUGAACCAGGUUGGCUGUUAGAUUGUCCAUCUGCACCAUAUCCAAUGUCUAAUAAGUACACUGACCUUGACAGUGACCAGAGAGGUUUGUUUGUGUUUGUUUGCAGCCGCGGGAGCCGGUGUCACGCCCUGUCUGCCCAGAUUGAGAGUGCAAAUGAGAGCUGAUGUGGCAGAGUGGCUCAGCUGAAUAGAAAAUAUACUGCCUGAGGCUCGGCCACUUAAAGACGAACGAAACAGAGCAUCCUUACACUUUUCAGUUACAGUACAUCCUGGAAUGUGUGACACAAGAAAGUGGUCCCUAUAAUUGAAAAUGUGCGUAUGUGUGUCUGUCUCGCACAUUGUCAGAGCAGAUUAGGCUCAUAUUUGCCUCGCUCAUGUCAUUUUGACUGACCUAGAUUUGACAACUGAACGUGUCCUCUAAAAGAAAAUGAGGAUGCGCACGUCUUAAACACACACGUCACACAAGUUUGUGCUCCUGCUAACGUAGAACACGUAGGAUCUGAGACAUAAAACCUGCAAACUGACCCUUCCCUUCAAGACGGCCCCUCAUGAAUACCUUCCCAUCCUUCUCCACAUCACCACCCAACACACCAACCGUCCAGUCAGUGUGUAAGCCCUGUCUCCGGGCGCCGUGGAGGAUGAACGAUGUGCCCAUACUUGAUUAUGAGUUGCUGCUGUCCCCGGCCAGCUCCUCCCUGCCCGGCAGCCCUGGCGGCGGCAGCAGCAGCCCCCCUCUAAACCUGGUCGGGGUGGACAACGAGCAGCGGACCGCCUUGGCAUUCGUGGGCCUCCUCAUACUCUUCUUGGUCUUCCUGCUGGUCAGGUGCUUCAGGAUCCUGCUGGACCCCUACAGUCGCAUGCCCGCAUCAUCCUGGACUGACCACAAGGAGGGGCUGGAGAGGGGUCAGUUUGACUAUGCGCUGGUGUAGGGCGUAACCAUGGUUAUGGACAGGAGGGAUAUUUCAUUGUACGCAGACACAGCCUCUUAGAUCUUAAGUGAAGAUGGACAUUGAUGAUGCAUAAUCCGAAUCUGAAUUAGUGGGAAUGUGUUACCUUUUGUUGGGUUUAAAUCACUGUGUACUGGUGUAAAUAUGAGGCUUCAGGACUUUUUAAACCCACAACAGCUGCGGUUGAAGACUCACCCUGCAAACGCAGCCAUGUGGACCACGAAGGACAGAAACCAUGAGUUGCACAGCUGCCUUAAUGUGACCUACUGUAACGGUCAAAACUGCUACCACGCCACAACAUCAUCGUAGGUCCAGACCGUGUUCAUAUUUUAGAAACAUUGCUCACAACCUGAAAGUUGCACAUUCUCUUUAGAAAUCAACAGGCAGAUGAAAGAGUUUACAUUUGAGCAGAUGCCCCUUUAAAGAACUAAGACACAGUACAAAGGUUCAAAGUGCUGGUCAAGGAACAUCAUCACAUUUUUGAGCUGAUUGUGAUUUCUGACUCUUUUCCAUGACAGCGCUACAGAUCCAGAUACUUUUAAAAGGGCCAAGCCGCUGGUGUCCAUACAAUUCUGUCGCUAUAUGUUUUGUGUGUGACUAUAUCUGUGACUGAGAAGCCAUACUUAAAGAAAAAAAUGUAUUCCCUAAUUACUGCAAGUAGAGUUUAGGUUAACUGGUUGUACUCUUAGCUUUGGUGAGCCUGCCAGGUGUGGUGGUGAAGCAAACACAAGCCUUUAGGCAAAAGAAAGCUUUAUUUUUCUAUUCUUGACUAAAGUUUCAGUCUCCUUUUUGCUAUCCUUUUUGUCUUUUCCUCUUAUUGUACCAAUCUUUAGACCGUGUAUUUUUGAGGUAGAGAUGCAGCCCUGUUUUAGAACAAGGCAAAGCUGAGAGCUUUGCUUUUUUGUGAUUGUAUUUUUCUGACUAUGUGCUUUUUGUUCUUCUUUUUUUGAUAGACUGGGUCAAAACAGUGGAAUUUACUCAUUUACUCCUCUCUAAACUGGCCUGGUAGCUGAACUGUGUAAUUGCUCGGGGCUCAUGUUCUGGGUCUGAAAGCGCCUAGAGACAACUUCUGUUGUAAUAGACGCUAUAUAACUAAAAUUUAAUUGAAUUGAAUUGUGGUGAAACAACAUUGUUUAAAUUUGGAAGUUAAAUAA